Molecule: messenger RNA, 793 nt
Organism: Eurytemora carolleeae
Lineage: Eukaryota; Metazoa; Arthropoda; Copepoda; Calanoida; Temoridae
Product: Bardet-Biedl syndrome 1 protein homolog
Exons: 9
Biological process (GO): non-motile cilium assembly; protein localization to cilium
Cellular component (GO): BBSome; axoneme; centrosome
Molecular function (GO): patched binding; smoothened binding
Source: RefSeq, a predicted model, not a curated record
ACAUGACAACCUUCUUGGACAACUUGUUGGCAGGACCAGACAGUGAACGCUGGCUGACCGCACACAAUGACCCCUUAGCGGGCAUAUAUACAUUCUCAUCAUGCUUAGCUCUUUCAGAUUUGGGCGGGGACGGAGACUUUCGGUUGGUUAUCGCUGAUUUAGGAUCCGGAGAGUUUAACAUGAAACUCAGGGUCUUCAAGGGAACUCAGCAGGUUACAGAGAAUACAAUAAUAGACCUACCUACCGGAGUAGUAACCUUCCAUAUGGAUACUAAUGAACCAAGAAUACCUGCAAUAGCUGUUGCUUCUGGAUCCCAUAUAUACAUAUACAAGAAUCUGCGACCCUAUUUCAAGUUUACUCUACCAACCCUGGAUAUUCAACCAGCAGAGAGAGAUAUUUGGGAUCAAGCAGCCAGGGAUACACUUAACACUAGCCAGAUCUAUGAGAACCUGUCUAAUCUACGGAAUGAGAUUGGAGAUGCAAGGUUGACAGCUCGGACACAAAGACUUCUGAUGUUAGACAGUUUACAGGAAGUUGAACAGUUUGUUGAAACUCAUAAGAGUUUCCCCCUAAAACGUCAGACUGUGGUGACCUGCAUCGAUACUCUCAACAAAUCAUAUGCAGAGGAAGGGAGUGUAGCUUGUCUUGUGCUCGGUACAGAGAGCAGUUCUGUUUAUAUCCUUGAUCCUGAAGCAUUUACUAUCAUGGAUAGUCUUGCUCUUCCUUCUCCUCCUGUAUUCCUUACGGCUGCAGGACUAUAUGAUGUAGAGUACAGAAUACUAGUGGUAUGCCG